AUGGAGGGCGGAUACCGCGACGACGCGGCGCCGCAGGGCGGGGCCAACCCGGACGCCUACGCGCUCUGGCACUGGCACCUCGUCGACGUCUUCGUCUACUUCUCGCACUACCUCGUCACCCUCCCGCCGCCCUGCUGGAUCAACGCCGCUCACCUCCACGGCGUCAAGGUUUUAGGGACGUUCAUCACAGAGUGGGAUAAAGGCGUGGAGGUUUGCAAGGAGAUGCUCGCGACCGAGGCUUCUGCACAGAUGUAUGCCGAAAGGCUCACAGAGCUGGCUCAUACCUUGGGAUUUGAUGGCUGGCUGAUUAACGUUGAGGUCAAGCUUGACGUUCACUUCAUCGAUAACCUGAAAGAAUUCAUCAAGCAUCUAACCACGACAAUGCACGAUGCAGUUCCUGGAUCUUUAGUCAUAUGGUAUGACGCAAUCACUGUGAAUGGUGACCUUGAUUGGCAGGAUAAGCUCAACAAGUACAAUAAGCCAUUCUUUGAUGUAUGUGAUGGGUUAUUUUCCAACUAUACAUGGAAGGAAAAUUACCCACAAGAUUCAGCUGCAGUUGCUGGAAACAGGAAAUAUGAUGUAUACGUGGGUAUUGAUGUUUUUGGACGAAAUGCAUUUGGUGGUGGUCAGUGGACUACAAAUGUUGCCCUUGAUCUACUUAAGAAAGUUGAUAUCUCAGCUGCCAUAUUUGCUCCUGGAUGGGUAUAUGAAACUAAGCAACCACCUGACUUUCAGAGCGCACAGAAUCAUUGGUGGGGCCUUGUUGAAAAAUCAUGGGGUAUUCUUCGGGGCUAUCCAGAACAGUUACCGUUCUACUCAGAUUUUAAUCAGGGUCAUGGUUAUCAGGUAUCCGUUGAAGGGUUGCAAAUCUCCAGCGAUCCAUGGAACAAUAUUUCUUGCCAAAGUUUCCAGCCUAUGCUUAAAUACACCAGAGAUCAAGUUCACCUACAAGCCUAUACGGAUUUUAAGGAUGGACCUUACAGUGGAGGGAAUUGUUUGACAGCCAAAGGAACUCUUCGGCAGAACAUUGUUUUCUCAGAACGGCUUUUUAAUGGAGGACUUGCCAUGGAAGAUGGACCUGUUCAUCUAUUUUAUUCGGUAAGAGCCAAUGCAAACUCUGCUCUAGGGUUGUCCCUGGAUCUGUCUUCUCGAAACAAGCAGGGUACAUCAAUUCUUGUUGCAGAGGACAUAGCAACAUUCACCAGAAAGACACAAAAUCACAACUGGAAGCUGAAGACCCCUGAUCAACGACAACCACCAUUCAGCAAGUACAAUAUCUAUGUGGAGAAGUUGACGGCAGGUUCAGACAUGAAAGCUCCCAGAAGCUAUCUUGGAGUUGCUAGUGUCGAUGCCUUCUACGUAUCGGGCUUAGAGGUCUCCAACGAAAUCACUGGUCUGAAAUUCUUCAUUCAAGCGUUUGCACACGAUGGAAGCUGGCAAGAACUUGAGGAAUGUCCAAAUUUCUUUUUAUCCCCUGGCCAUUCUGAGUGA
This is a messenger RNA of Miscanthus lutarioriparius, 1491 nucleotides long. The record is from the annotation of a GenBank genome assembly. NCBI's taxonomy places the organism in Eukaryota, Viridiplantae, Streptophyta, Magnoliopsida, Poales, Poaceae.